UAUCACAUUUCGUAGAUAUAUGUACAGUAUAUAAAAGGUUUAUUCAUUAUGUAACAUUUGAAAUAGUGUAAUAAAUAAUGUGAAGAAUUAAAUAUUUAAAUUUGCUUAAUUUUCUGUUUCAUACAAAUGAAUUAAUAAUGGAUUUCUCAACAAAUAAUUUAUUAGAAGAAGUUUUAAAACUUGAUGUUGUAAAAAAUUUGAAAGUUUCGGUACAAUCUUCUGUCAAAUAUGGAACAAUUGUCGGUUUAUCAACAAUUGCUGGUGGUAUAGUUGGUGGACCUAUUGGAUUAUCAGUAGGAGGUAUACUCAGCAGUCUUAUAGCAACUUGGGUUGCACAAAAUGAAUUUAAAUCUGUUCCAUAUAUUGUUUGGAAUGAAACUACUCCGGAACAAAGAAGAAAAUUAGCAAAAUUAAUAAUUGAUUUUCUUAAUUCAAAACAUAUUAAGAAACUUAAAGAUUUUGUAUUUUCUAUACCUAAUGAUACUUCAUUACAAGAAGGAUUAAUACAAAUAUUAAUAUCAUUUUUAUUUUCUGAAUUAAAUAUGUAUGUGAAACAAUAAAAAUAAUAUAUAUUUAGAAACAAA
This is a messenger RNA of Apis laboriosa (Himalayan honeybee), 584 nucleotides long. Its product is annotated as protein C19orf12 homolog. NCBI's taxonomy places the organism in Eukaryota, Metazoa, Arthropoda, Insecta, Hymenoptera, Apidae. The record is from RefSeq and is a predicted model, not a curated record. The coding region runs from base 138 to 560 and encodes 140 amino acids. The transcript is spliced from 2 exons.